Trypanosoma theileri is the source of this 945-nucleotide messenger RNA. RefSeq lists its product as uncharacterized. The annotation marks the transcript as partial. The record is from RefSeq and is a predicted model, not a curated record. Lineage: Eukaryota; Euglenozoa; Kinetoplastea; Trypanosomatida; Trypanosomatidae. The transcript has a single exon.
AUGAUAGAAAAGUCAAGAUUUCAAGGAAGACUUGUUGUUGUAAAAGAUGAAAUGAUGAAACUCAGAAAUGAUCAUCAUACUAUACGGAGUGAAAUAAAUGAACUAUUUCGUAUGUUACAAGAAGGUUUUAAUGUUUUGCAUGAGCAAAGUGAUAAAAUACAAUACUCUAUUACUGAAGAAACUAAAGUAUUAGCCUCACAGAUUGCAGCAGAUGUAGUGAAUAAUAUGGUGCAACAAACUGUUUUUGAUCGGCUUAGGGAACACGGUAUUGUUCUUCAGCAAUUCCCAGGUCCCUCAUCUAGCUUAACAGAUGAGGAAUGGGCACAGAAUCAACUCUAUGAUAUCAUUGUUAACUCAUCUAGAGAACAAAUAGCUGCAGCCAUUCUUAAAAAUCACGACAAACAUGAGAACGAGGAUGUCGAAUCGAAAGAAAAAAAGAAGAAAAACCAAAAAAUGGGAGAAGAGGGAAAAGAGGAAAUAAAUAAGGAAAUGGAGAUGGAUAAGCAUGAUGAAGCUCGACGCGAUCCUGGGCGUCCUUUGUUAUACCGUGGACAAUCAGAGAAAUCACUAGAUGGCCAACGUGGAGUUGCAUCCUUUUCCCGACAAGUGAACUCAUUAGGAGAAAGAGGGAGAGGAGGAGUAGGAAAGAAAACUGCCGAGUCAAUCCCAUCAACCAACACUCGUCAUAUCACUGGGGGUGGUGCGAUGAAUGAAAAGACGUCAGCAACACUCUCCAAACACACACCAAGAGAAGGAAAGGGAUAUUCAAACAACAAGAAUAAUAAUCCCAUAUCUGGAACAGCAUUAAGCGACUAUACACAUACUUCACAAUUUUUGGAAGGAGAUGCAUUAACAGAUAAUUAUGUAUACUCAGAUGAGGGUGGUAACUUUGGUACCUGGAAAAGGCCUGGAAACGAAGAUCUUGGGGAUGAUAAUGAAAGUAUG